This is a messenger RNA of Trematosphaeria pertusa, 760 nucleotides long. RefSeq lists its product as uncharacterized. NCBI's taxonomy places the organism in Eukaryota, Fungi, Ascomycota, Dothideomycetes, Pleosporales, Trematosphaeriaceae. The record is from RefSeq and is a predicted model, not a curated record. The transcript has 2 exons. Bases 222 to 662 code for a protein of 146 amino acids.
GACGGGCAUAAGGUUUGCUGGACAAAGGGUCCUCUGCCUGUUUCCGCGACGAAGCCGGGGCGCCUUGCGUCCGUCAUCGCACGCUCCCCAGAUAGCGUAUCACAGACCGGACAAAGCGCCGACUUUACGCCGCGGUUCCUGGAAAUAAUUUGGCUGUUCGAGCGCAGUGCCGUGAGGAUGCGGGGAGUGCCGGACGCGGCGAUGCGUCGACGCUCGGAUGGAUGCUGAGCGGCCCUGGGGUGCUGCCGUAUGUGAGUCCCAAGCACGGCGCGCAGGGAGCCGGGCCGCUCGAGCUGGACGUGUGUGGUGUUGGUGAGUGUGCCGGUUGUGCUGUCCCUAGCCUCGACCCCUCAGCGCCAUCGGCAUCCGCUCGGACUGCCAUGUACCAAGCGCGCCAUCGUCAGCCUUCUCACUGCAUGAACCAGCACGCAAAACGAGCGCAGGCGCUGUUGGCGAGUCUACAUGUAACCCGCUGCCGCCACCGCAGGCGCUCUUCCGCAAUCGACCGAAACGGGCGCUGGCCGAGGGUGGAGACGCGCCGGAGGAGGUUGGGAGGGAGCGGCGGCAGGUACCUGGGUACUCGCACCCGCACCUGCCGUGUUGGAGUGGUUCGCCGGCCUGUCCUCUCCGAUGACAAAUGGGCGCCCAUCUGGGCUCGAUAACGAACAUGCGACCAUCGAGCAGUGUGGGUGCGGGAAGUGGUUCGCGCUAGGCGGCGUCCGUGCGCGCUGAGGUGAACGCUAGGCGCAGCGUGGGAGAG